Molecule: messenger RNA, 714 nt
Organism: Durusdinium trenchii
Lineage: Eukaryota; Dinophyceae; Suessiales; Symbiodiniaceae
Source: the annotation of a GenBank genome assembly
AUGCACUUCUGGCGAUGGCCUUCGGCGACCUGCUCCCGGAAGCGGUUGAGGAGAUCGCUGAAUUGGUCGACGCUGGCGACCCGUCAGGAGUCUGAGUCCUCAGCCUUGUUGGGUGCACGCGCUGCCAUUGCACAUGCCAUUGAGCAUGCGGCAACUGUCUUAGCGGAGCAGGACGCGAAGAGCGAAAGCUCUGCGGUGAUCGGCGCACGGGCGGCGAUCGCCCUGGCGAUCCAGAAAGCGGCUGAGACGUUGAGAGAGGCACAGGAGUUGCAAGAGGCGCAGGAGGUGGAGGACCAACCGCAUGAAGAAGACCCAGAAGAGAUUCAACCAGAAGUUCAACCAGUUCAGCCAGAAGUUCAGCCAGAAGUUCAACCAGUUCAGCCAGAAGUUCAGCCAGAAGUUCAGCCAGAAUUUCAGCCAGAAGUUCAGCCAGAAGUUCAGCCAGAAGUUCAGCCAGAGUUGCCACCGGAGGUGCCUGAGGUACAGCCUGAGGUGCCCGAGGUACAGGUGCGGCAUGAGGUCGAGAUCGAGGUGGAGUCUGAGGACGAGCAAACCGAGGCCGAAGUGCGGCUUCCUGUGAAGCGUACGCCUUUCACGAAUUCCCUGGCGACGCGGAGCGAAGUGCGGAACUUCGCAGAGUCCUUGACCGCAGCGAUCUUCAGGGCCUCGAAGUUGGCCAAGAGUCGCGAAGGUGCAAAGACUGGAUUGCAGUGA